UCAGUUUCAACUGUUUCAAGAGAAACACCACACCUCGUGCCAUGAUACUUACCGACCAUCAAAUCAGUUGUUGACGGGCACUGGACUAAUUUUCGAAUUGUCGGCAAAUUAUUGUUAUUUAGUGAAUUGUUCUGUGCCGUUGCUGUUGCGCUACUUGCUACCAGCGGCAGUAUCUCGUGGAUACUUUUGAUGAUGUGAAAAAUCAAGAACGUGUCAGCUAGAAAUAAUACUUGUACUUAAACAUUAAAGUUCUUGCAAUGAUGGUGUCUUUACUACUUCCUUUGCUUUUCGUGGCACACACUGUGAUUGCCACUGAAGAUAGUCUAAAAGUGGCAUUUCAAUGGAAAGUUAUUGAUUUUCAAUACCCCACAUCAAACGCCAGGUGGGAGGCAUCAACCUCUAGACAGUUUAUACCAGAGAACAAUGUUCCACUGGGAUUAGAAGUAUAUGGAGAUAGAAUAUUCAUCACCUUGCCGAGAUGGAAGGAGGGAGUUGGAGCUUCUUUAGCUUAUAUUAACACAACAGAUCCCUUAGACUCCCCGAUCCUUCGUCCCUACCCCAAUUGGGAGGCCCAUAACCAAAGGAAAGAAGUACCAGAGUUAGUGUCAGCAUUCAGAACGAAAGUGGACAGCUGCGGCCAACUGUGGGUAUUGGACACUGGAUUCUCAGAUCUCUAUGGCAGGAAUCCUAAACAGAUAGUCCUUCCCAGAAUUGUUAUCUAUGAUUUGAAAACGGACAAACUAGUGCGAGUUUUCCCAAUUCCAGACGAACAGUUUAACAAGGACGACAGUUUCUUUUCGAAUAUUGUGAUAGAAGAAGACGGCUGCGAUAAUAGUAUUGCGUACCUGGCCGAUUUGGGAAAACCUUCGUUGGUGGUGUAUGAUUUUAAGCAAAAUAGAUCAUGGAUUGUUACCCAUCAUUAUUUCAAUAUAGAUCCUGCUGCAGGGAGCAUGAAUGUAUCUGGGGUCACAUACCAGGGGUCUGAUGGACUUUAUGGACUGGCCCUAUCGGAGAAAAACGAAGAAGGUUUCAGCACCUUAUACUUCCAUCCUAAGACAAGCUUCAACGAAUUCACCGUGAGCACGAAAGUCUUGAGAAACGAGACCGCUCUUCAGAACGCAUCGGCUGUGUUUGAGGAGUUCAAAUUACUCGGCUCGCGGGGACCAAAAGCUCAAAGUGGAGUUUCAUUUUUGGAUAAAAAAACAGGCGUUUUGUUUUAUUCAUUAGUGAAUCUUAACGCUGUGGCUUGCUGGAGAACUUCUCUUCAGAAUUACACCAUACAAUCUCAGGGAAGGAUCUUUAUGAGCAACGAGCUUAUGGUGUCUCCGAAUGAUAUUAAAGUGGACCAAAAUGAUACUCUGUGGGUUUUGUCGAACAAACUACCUGUAUUCUUGCAUAAGUUUUUGGACUACAAGGAAUACAACUUCCGGAUAUUGAAAUCGUCCGUUAAAGAAGCUAUAGCAGGCACUGCGUGUGAUUCGAAAAUAAAAUACAACCAUACCAUUAUGAUGAACAUAACUGGCAAUAGCCGGGGCGUAAAUAUGACUGGUAGCACUGGUGCUAUGUCUUUAAACAUGAUGUACAUUACGAUAGGAGCUCUAUUAUUGUUAUUAUCUAGCAGGUAAAUGCCUAAAACCACUUUCUGGGAAUGAAUACAACCAAAUGUAAAAUACUAAAAGUCAAAGCAGCUGCAAUAGUUUUUUUAAGAGUAAAUGUAAAUUAUUUAUUUGAUUGUUCUCUUAGAAUUUAAGUAACUAUUUAUUAAUGACCCAGGUAGUGAGAAAUAUAUAGCUCAGUAGUAGGAGCUGUUGAUGUAAAUCUGAAAGUUUGAGAACUGAAAACCAAUUUUUUUAUUACUACUGUAAUAACAAUAUUCCUUUUAUCUUUUUCUUCUUCUUCUUCUUCUUCUUCUUCUUCUUCUUCUUCUUCUUCUUCUUCUCGUAGCACUCCAACCCAAGGUGAGUCUUGGCCGACUGCACAACCAGCUUCCAUCUCGAACUGUCGUCCAUGAUAGUUGGAUCAGUGAGUAGCCCCAUUGUUUUUAAAUCUGACCAUAUUAUGUUAUCUCUCCAUCGUAUUUGUGGGCGUCCUGAGAGGCUUCUCCUUGUCGGGGAUUCCUCCCAGACUAACUUAUUAAGGUGGUUAUUAGGGAGUCUAUGAACAUGACCAACCCACCUUAGACGGGAUUUAAUCUCUUGAACUACGUCGCUAGCCCUAUACAUCUGUUUGUCCUCUAGUUCAGAGAAAUAAGGAAAAACAAUAUCCUGUUGGUGACACAGCCCCCUCCAGGCCGAAAUCACAUUUUUUUAGUAGUAUGGACAUCUACAAUAAUAACCUAUUUGUUUCCUGUAGCCAAUUUUGAUGAUAUACAUAGUUAUAAACAAAUGAAGAUCAGAAAACGGUAAAUUUUUCCUUUUUUCGUUUAUUACUAAAAAGUGAAGCAUUUUAAACAAAUUUGACAGUAAUUAGCUCAUAAAUCGUAUAAAAAACUUCAAUAUGACGUUCGCGGAAUAUAUCUAUCCUUAUUGGUUGCUUAGAAAAUUGCAAAAUAAAUAAUAAAUUUUGAAUUUCUCUAAAUAUUCAUAACUUAUGUAAAAAUUAAGUUAGAACCUUCUUAUUACACGGAAUGCUGAUACUUCUUGUGCUUAAAUUAUAUUUUAAAUUUCAAAGCAAUUGGUCAGAUAGUUUAAAAUUUAUUUAAUUUGUUCAUCCCAAAUUAAUUUUUUUUGCAACACUAUAAGUCAGAAAAUGAUGAAGUUACAAUAAUACUUUGGAUAGUUUAUGAAAGAAGAAGAUUUACACUAUUAAUUAUUUACACUAUUAAUUUAAUUUAAAAAAAUGACAAAAAAUAAUUCUGAAUAUUGCAAAAUUAUUUUGCAAGAAAAUGUGAAUUAAAAAAGGGGGCGGGGAACUUCGCCCCUAAUUGUCCUAGGACAAUUGUUUUUCUUUUUAAAUGUGUAUAAAAAUUCAGUCUUUCUAAAUAUGAAAAAAUAAUUUUUCUACGGGCACCGGUUAAAAAGCUAUUCUAAUUGUUUAUAAGUAAGCAAAAAAUCGACAUGUUUUUGCAAAAUAAUUUUACACUAUUUAAAAUUACUUUUUUUCAUUUUUAUUUAAUUAAGUUAAUAGUAUAAAUGUUCUUCUUUCAUAAACUCUCCGAAUUAUUACUGUAACCUCAUAAUUUUCUGACAUAGUGUUGCAAAAAAAUGAAUUUGGGAUAAUUGAAUUAAAUAACUUUCAAACUCAAUCUUUAACACUAAAUAACAACUUGAUCAAUUGCUUUGAAAUUUAAAAUAUAAUUUAAGCACAAGAAGUUUCAGCAGUCCAUGUAAUAAGAAGGUUCUAACUUAAUUUUUACAUAAGUUAUGAACAUUUAUAAAGUCUCAAAAUUUAUGACUUAUUUUGCAAUUUUCUAAGCAACAAAUAAGGAUAGACAUAUUCAGCUAACGCCAUAUUGAAGUUUUUUAUAUGAUUUAUGAGUUUCUUAUUCUCAAAUUUGUUUAGAAUGCUUCACUUGUUAGUAAUAGAAGAAAAAGACGAAAAUUUACCGUUUUUUGAUCUUCAUUUGUUUAUAACUAUGUAUAUCAUCAAAAUCGGAUGCAGAAAACAUAUAGGUUGUUAAUAUACAUGUCCAUACUAUCCAAAAAAUUUGGUUUUGGUCUGGAGGGGGAUGUGUCACGAGAAAAAUCUUAUUUCUCUGGACUACUCAGUAUUUGUUCUCAUUCGGUAUUGGUUCGUGAUAGUAUUCGGGUCGUGAUAGGGUCCCAACAUCCUUCUAAGGAUUGUUCUCUCCAAACAUCUGAAUUUUCUUUCCAUUGCUUUUGUCAGAGUCCACGUCUCACAUCCAUAUAUGAGUAUCGAUCUAAUCACUGUUUUAUAUAUCCCGAUUUUUGAUAUUCUUGUUAGGCUCUUGGAUUUAAUAGUUUCCUAUUAAUAGUUACUAUUAUUUUUGAAUGGCUAUCACAAUUGCUCCAGAUACCACUUUUGACUGUUGAUUUGAAGACUUCUUGCUCGUGUUUAUUUCCAGGAUUGGGCGUUUGUUGCCUAUUCUUAAGACAUGAGGUUUUCUUCUAUCAGAUCCUUGUAUAUAUUCCUUGUCUUAUUAGUUAGAUGAGGUUACAUUUUCUGUUUUUUAAACAUAGUGUCUAAAAUUGAAGUUGCUUGAUUGUCAUGGCGCUUUAAAUUUCCAGUUCUUUUAGUACUUGAGCAUUAUUGAAUUGCAAUACAUAGGUAUUUGGAAAACUUUUAAGUAUUUGCCGAAUCUUUGUUUCCGUAUUUUUCCAUCUAUUUGCAUCAUACAUAAGUAGUAUCUUUGAAUGAGUCUGAAUACAUGGAAUUUGUUACAUUGUAAGCCGAUGUACCAGCUCUUAUUUUAUUUUAUGGGAGGACUACAUCCCUUUUCCAAGGGAUUAUUCAAUGCAAAUUACUGUUUAUUUUCAGUAAUUUGCUUAGAUACAGACUACUUUUUUCGAAUAUUAUUAUAUUCGAUUAAAUAUCAUGUAAGUAAUUUUAUUUGUAGAUUUGUGAUACUUUAUUAGAAUGUAUAAUCAUAUUCAGAUCAAGUAAUUAUUAUCACGUGAAAAUAUUAUUAAUCUAGAUAAAUUAUAAUAUAGGUAAAUACAUGUAUAUUAUAUCUAGGUAUUAUACUAAAUUUACAAUCAAGAUGCAGUAGAGAUAAACAAACCAAGACAACAAAUCAUAAUUUACAAUGUAUAUAUGUACAUUGUAAAUCUCAAAUCAUGAUUUCCAAAGUUUAUAAAUUGUAAAUUAUGAUUCGGGAGUGCUCCUAGUAGCAUUUAACGUGUCUUGUUUUGUUUAUUUCUACUGCAUCUUUAUUGUAAAUUUAGUAUAGGUAUAUAAGUUAUGUAGGUAUUACUAAGUUAAACAAUCUUGAUGUAAACUGAUUAGUAAAAAUAUAGGAUAACUUGAAAUGUUGAAAAAACCGCUCAAUUAUUUAUUAACUCUAUUUAACAAGUUUGUUGGAAUAUAGAACAUUUUAUUCUACUACUAAUUAUUAAUCUACUAAAAGAAAAUUCAGAAACGAUUCAUAAAGAUAUACACAGCGUGUCUACUUGUUGGAGACAUAUGGGAAACUUUUUUAUUAUUAAUUUUACGAAAAAAAGUUAUUCUUCAUAAAAAGUUCUGCAUGCUCUAAAAACUAAGAUUCAAUCAUUAGAUAUCAAAUGUUAUUAAUAUUAUACGAGGUAUGUCAAAAAAUAUGAAUUUCGUUCAAGGGUAAAGUACCUUUAUUUCUCUGAAUAUCGAAAAUUCUUAUUAUGAAAAGUUGUUUGGAAUUAAAAACUGAGAUAAAAUAUGCAAUUAUAUGCUUCUAAAUGAAAAAAAAUAUUUUCCAAACUUUUCUUAAAUUUAUGGAUACUUAACUUCGUUUUAAUUUAUUACACAUAAGAUAACUCUUUUAUUAUUACUUUUACGAAAAAAAGGUAUACUUUAUAAAAAUCUCUGUAUGUCCUAAGCCCUAAAAUGCAACCAUCAGAGAUCACAUUUUAUUAAUUUUUUACGAGGUAUGUCAGCAGAAAAUAUGAAUUUCACUCAGGAGUAAAUCCUUUAUUUUUCACAAUAUUGACAAUUGUUAUCACAAAAAGUUGUUUAGAAUUAAAAACAAUGUUUUAAUAUGCAAUUACAUCCUUCAUAAUCAUAUUUUUUGACACACCUCGUAUCCGUAUAAAAUUAAAACAAGUUGAUAUUAAAUCAUGGUUGUAUCUUAGUUUUUAGACAAUGCAGAGCUUUUUAUGAAGAAUAACUUUUUUUCGUAAAAUGAAUAAUAAAAUUGAAAUUUAAUAAAAAAAUUUUCUCUUGGUAAAAGGUAUAUUAGUUUAAAAAGCCCUAAAGGGCUAAAAACAUAUAAACAAAACGUUUUCGCUCUGUAACAAGAGCAUCAUCAGUGUUACAAGAACAUGGUGAGCUAACCAAAAAUACAAAGGUCAAAGCCUUUCAAAAAACAGACAAAAGUCUUAUAUAAAUGAACACAUCGAAAAAUCCAAAGGGUGGAUAAAAAUUAAAGAGUUGCCUGCCACCUCUUAUAACAUAAUGACCUAGUUAUCUUUUGACCCACUUACCACGUGUGGGAGUCAUAUGUUACCCUAGGGCCGUAUCCUUAGGAAUUUUUAUCCAUCCUUUGGAUUUUUCGAUGUGCUCAUUUAUAUAAGACUUUUGUCUGUUUUUUGAAAGGCUUUGACCUUUGUAUUUUUUUGGUUGGCUCACCAUGUUCUUGUAACACUGAUGAUGCUCUUGUUACAGAGCGAAAACGUUUUGUUUAUAUGUUUGUAGCCCUUUAGAGCUUUUUAAACUAAUAUACCUUUUACCAAGAGGAAAAUUUUUUAUUAAAUUUCACUUGUAAUUAAUGGUAUACAGCCAACUACAGAAAGUUCUUCCUUGUGAAUAAUAAAAGAGUUAUUAUAUUUGUAAUAAAUAAAAACGAUGUUCGGUAUUCAUACAUAUGAGAAAAAAUUGUAAAACAGUUUUUUUUUUCAAUUAGAAGCAUGUAUUUGCAUAUUUGAUCUUAGUUUUUAAUUCCAAACAACUUUCCAUAAUAAGAGUUUUCGAUAUUCAAAGAAAUAAAGGUACUUACUCUUGAACGAAUUUCAUAUUUUUUGACAUACCUCGUAUAAUAUUGAUAAAAUUUGAUAUCUGAUGAUUAAAUCUUAGGUUUUAGAUCACGCAGAACUUUUUAUGCGGAAUAAUAUUUUUCGUAUAAUUAAUAAUAAAAAAGUUUCCCAUAUUUUCCAACUUAAGUAGACACGCUGUAUAUUAUGUUUAUAAGGAUUAGCCACAGUUUGGUUAUAUAGAGAAUUACAUUUUUAUACGUAAAAAAUACUUGACGUUUUGAUUUCCACUCCGGAAAUCGUUUUCAAAAGAUUAAUGAGAAAAUGUGUUGAAAACGUUUGGGUAGAUAUUUUAUGCCCUAUUAUACAUAAAAUUCUGAUUACUCUGUGUGUUUUGUGCAAUAAUUAUAUGUGAUAUGUGGUUCUGUGUUUGUGAAUGUUCAUAAGUUAUCAGUUUGUUGUUGGGGUAUAAAUUGUAAAAAGUAUUUUUGUGUAUUGUGGGUUGCAUCUGUAUAAUAGUGUAUGAUAGAGACUUGUGUCUCACAUUUUCCUAUUUUCUAUUGUUGGUAUGUUUUUGUCGUUCACUUCUUCUUUAAUAGUCCUAGAGGCAGCGCUGAAAAAUCUCUUUGAAUUUACUAAUGCUAGAUUUUUCACAAAAUCUACAUUUUAGACAAAAAGACGAAAGAUAAAAUUAUUACAGAGUGGAGACCAUGGACAUAUAAAAGAAAGAGAGGGAGACCACAGAUGAGAUGGGUAGAUGACCUAAAACACCAAACCGGCUCAAAAUGGAUGCACAUGGCUCAGGAUAGAGAAAGAUGGAGGAGCGAAGGGGAGGAUUAUGUCUAAUAUUGGAUGUCGCAAGGCUAAUAGAUAGAUAGAUUUUUCACAGUUCACUACUGUGAUUGUGUAGAGAAACAUACUGCGGUCGUUCAAGCGAAACGUAGAAAAGGGGUUACUAAGAGGGUAUCAAAGUUGCUUUCCUACGAAGGUAAUUAAAUCCAGUUACUAAGGCUGAAAAUCAGUACACACAUUCUAAAUUGAAUAUAAAUAAUAAAAGUUAAUAUAGUCGGUCAGCUGUAUGACAGGACAGAGCCGGUCGGUCGGCCCCAGUGAAUGUAAAGGGUUAUUUACUAUAUUGUGACCCCCUUGUAAACUGCCUUAUUUACAGAAUUAGAAAAAAAUGUAAAAUACAAAAGUUAUUCGAUUUUAAAAUUAUGAUUUUUUGACAUAUAUAUCGUACUAGUGACGUCAUCCAUUUGGGCGUGAUGACGUAAUCGACUAUUUUUUAAAUGGGAAUAGGGGUCGAGUGAAAGCUUACUUGAAAGGUUAAUUAAUUCCCUAUUCAGUAAUAUUAACAUUAACAUGAUUAAUUAUACAGGUUGCCCAAAAAAUUGUUUUAAUUAUAUUAAUUGUUUAAUUAAUAAUUUUGGACCCCCUGUAUAAAUCAUGAUCUUAAUGUUUACAGUACUGUAUAGAGAAUUGAAUAACCUAAAAAAUAGUCGAUUACGUCAUCACGCCCAGAUGGAUGACGUCACUAGUACGAUAUAUAUGUCAAAAAAUCAUAAUUAAAAAAUCAAAUAACUUUUGUAUUUUAGAUUUUUUUUCUAAUUCUGUAAAUAGAGCAGUUUACAAGGGGGUCAAAAUAUAGUGAAUAACCCUGUACAUUCAUUGGGGCCGACCGACCAGCUCUGUCCCGUCAUACAGGUGACCGACUAUAAUAACUUUUAUUUAUAUUUAAUUUAGAAUAUGUGUACCGAUUUUCAGCCUUAAUAAAUGGAAAUAAUUACAUUCGUAGGAAAUCAACUUUGAUACCCUCUCAGUAACCCCUGUUCUACGUUUCGCUUGACCGAUUGCAGUAUGUUUCUCUAGACAAUCACGGUCUUCUUUCUUCUUUAAGUGCCAUCUCCGCGGCGGAGGUCGGCAAUCAUCAUAGCUAUUCGUAUUUUAGAAAUGGCUGCUCUGAAAAGUUCAUUUGAUGUACAUCCGUACCACUCUCUCAGGUUGCGCAGCCACGAUAUUCUGCGUCUCCCUAUGCUUCUCUUUCCUUGAAUCUUUCCCUGCAUAAUCAAUUGGAGCAGGCUGUAUCUCUCUCCACGUGUAAUAUGUCCGAGAUAUUCCAAUUUUCUUGUUUUGAUGGUAUUUAGGAUUUCCAUUUCUUUAUUCAUCCUUCUCAGAACCUCUUUGUUUGUAACGUGUUCUGUCCACGAUAUUUUCAGAAUUCUUCUGUACACCCACAGCUCGAAUGAUUCUAGUUUUUUCAUUGAUGCAGCAUUCAAGGUCCAAGCUUCCAUUCCAUAAAACAGAGUGGAGAAAACGUAGCAACCAGCCAACCUAACUCUUAGCUCCAACUUCAAAUCUCUUGUGCAAAGCACUUUCCUCAUUUUGUUAAAAUUUGCUCUAGCCUUUUCUAUCCUGAUUUUGAUUUCCUGUAAGUAAUCUCCUGUGGAGUUGAUCAUUGUUCCAAGGUAUGCAUAUUGAUCGACUCGUUCGAUAUUGGAUCCGUUUAUGACGAGAUUUUCGUUAUUUCUUUGAGUUACUCGGUGACAAUCACGGUAACUAACUGUAAAAAAUUUAGCUUUCGUAAAUUCAGAGAGAUUUUUCAGCGCUGCCUUUUCGUCUAUAAGUAGUGGCAACCAAAGCCUGUUGCAUUAAGCUGUUGGAUUAGCGACACAUUUUUUCUUCAACUACAUAGUAGGAUAAAAACUGCUUCUUUGAUUUUUCUCUUUUUCGUGUCUGUUUCCUUCGUGAUUAUUGAUGAAUCUUUUCACUGUGGUCUGUGUUAAUUGUCCCAGGCAUGUUUGCAUAUCUGUGAUUUGUCGAAAUCCCUGUUUUUGAUGUAUGCUCAAUGCUCGUUUAUCCUGACACUUGGUCCUCUUGCAAUUUCUCCCACAUAGAAAUUGUUGCAUUCACAGUGUAUUUUGUAAAUGCAAUUCUUUGACUUCUUCUUUGUGAACGAAUGCAACUAAAUGUUAAAAGCUGAUUUUAAAAGCUUGAGAAAUAAACUUUAUGGAUCCAGCUACUAUUCAGGAAUUUGUACCCUAUUUAUAUUUCUUAAAAAUAGACGAAUUUGAUUGCCCUUUAUUAAGGGUGUUUUUAUCUCUGAUGGGUACUGGUAAAUUCUGAUGAUGGAUGCCCAACAUAUACUUAAAGGAAUGGUCGGUAUAAGCAUGUGGUCACUUUAUAGAAGUCGCAUGCAGAGGUUUUACUGUAUAUAUAUGUUACAGUUCAAGUUAGAGUUGACUCCAACUAGUUGGAGUCAACUCCAACUGAAACGAGCAGUAAAAGUUGAUUUUAAAAAUUUAAAUCAACUUUUACUAGUUGGAGUUGACUCUUCCUGGAUCGAUUCAGUAAAUGUUGAUUAUACGAGAAUCUCAAGUGCAUUUUUGAUGAGUGUGCGUUUCUUUGUUUUGACCGUUUCAACUACUUAUUAGUAUAGUCUGUAACGUCGCCCCCGUUAGGUAAAUUAUUCUGAUUCGAUUUUUUGCACAAACUUACUCAAAGAAAUACAUCCGUAUAACAAUCCUUAUAACAAAUACACAGGGUGUCACGCGGUACCGCGGUCGAAAAAUUGUUUAACCAAUUUCAGUAAAGUCAGUCAGUAAAGUCAGUCAAUAAAGUGACUCUUUAUCGAACGAGUCUGAUAUUACGAGCAGAGGAAGAGACGCGUUCGAUAAAGAGUAUUGAGGUGGUGCGUACAAAAUUGUAUCGUUAAUCAUAAAAAACAUCAACACUUACUUACAACUUUGAGGAAAUUUUUUUAAUUUUAGACGAAAUAAAAAAUUCGUAUGACAGUAAUGACAGUAAUGACAGAUGACUUUUGCAUGAUGGCCGGUUUUGAUGUUUAAUCGAUAGUUAUCAAUAUUGUAUACCUACCUAAUUACUAAAUCUGUAAAGUUUUGAUUUAUUUUGUAUGAAUAUAAUUGCGAAACACUACAGAAUUUUCCUUUUUGACAUAAAUUUUAUUAAUAAUAAGAUAAAUUUUGUACAAUAUUUUUAAUAAUUAAAGUAAAUAAAUUUUAAUUUCACUCAAAUAAAUAAUCGAUUGCUGCCAUUGACCACGUACAUUCAAUCUCGGUUGAUUUGAUUAAUUAUUGCGGCAGGUAAAGUAACAUUCUUCUUUCAAUACAACAAAGUGUUACUUUACUGCCGAAAAUGAGGGCAAAUGAGUACAAUAAUGAAUGAUUUUAGUGAAGUUUGGCGAUAAACAAUGAUUUUAAACAAAUUCGCAAAAAUACAUAGUUUUUUCACUUCGUACAAAUUUUUUUUAGAUCCGUUGGGCCUUUUUUCUCUAAAAUUAACCAAAACGCCAAAAUAACCAUUUUCAAGGUUUAAUAACUCGGUUAAAGAUAAUUAUUGUGAAAGUCGAGCGAGCGGCCGUGGAGUAACGGCAUAAUCGCUGGCCUCAUACGCCAGUGCACGUGGGUUCCAGCUCUGCUAAAGACAAACCAUUUUCAUUUUCAAUAAUGACACGAGCCGUCUCACCGUGCUUCGGAGAGCACCUUAAGCAGUCGGUCCCCCUGGGCUAGUGUACAUCGACACUAGUUACUUGAAACAGGGUUAAAGAUGUAAUUGGCGCCAGAACUGUCCGAAAGGCAAAAAUGCCAUACGAUAUUAUAUAUUAUGAAAGUCAGAAACUAAAAAAAUCAAAGAUUAAAGCUACCUCUAUAAGAUCCUGAAGAAAUUUUUGUCAUUAUUUCAUUAAUAAGAUAUUAUUUUUAAUUAUCAACAAUGAGCGCUAACCGUGUAUUGAGGCGGCCGUCAAUGCGAGUGCGAGUGAGAUUCACCAUUGGAUGGCUGGAAUGGUGCAUCUCUUUAGCACUCACCAUUGACGGCCGCCUAAUACGCACUUAGCGCUCAUUGUUAAUAAUUAAAGAUAAAGCUUAGUAAUAAAAUAGUGACAACAAUUUCUGCUGGAUCUUGUAGAGGGGGCUAUAAACUUUGAUUUGGUCACUUUCUGACUUUCAUAAUAAUGGAUUUUUAACCGAGUAAUUAAGCCUUGAAAAUGGCUAUUUUCGCAUUUUUCAAAUUUUAAAUCACGUUAACUCGACAACAAUCAAUUUUAGAGAAAAAUCACAAAAUACCUUUUUUGCUCAGAAUAACCCAAAUGAUCUAAAAAAAAUUGUUCGAAGUGAAAAAAUUAUUUUUGUGGAUUUGUCUAAAAAAAAUUGUUUAAACAAUUUAUCGAUCAAAGUACUGCCUGACACCCAGUAGAUUUGUUAUAAGGACCUCUUUUUGAGUAAGUUUGUGCAAAAAAUUCGAAUCGGAGUAAUUUACCUAACGGGGGCGACGAUACAGCCUAGACUAAUUUGAACAUAUUCAGUAACAUUUAAUUUCUAGAAUCGGCUGUUUGUGUGAAUCAGAAUCAACUUUUACUAAAUGGCAUUGGGAAGAGUAUACUUUUCCUAGUUGGAGUCUACUUUUACUAGUAAAUGUUGAAUAUAAAUCUUCAUUUUAUAUUUAUAAUCAACUUUUACUGAAACCAGCCGUUAAAGUUGACUCCAACUAGUUGGAGUCAACUCCAACUGGAUAAUCAACUUGAACUGUAACAUAUACAUUAUUUAUGUAAAAUAGCAAGUUAUAGUAUUUUUACUACAAAAGCGAUAUUACGUAGGUCAAAAUUUUUGACGUAAGAGAACUGUCAAAACAUUAGAAUGUGACUUUUCAUUAUUGCCAUGUUUGUAAUAAACAUGGCAAUAAUGAAAAUUCACAUUCUAAUGUUUUGACAGUUCUCUUACGUCAAAAAUUUUGACCUACGUAAUAUCGCUUUUGUAGUAAAAAUACUAUAUUUUGCUGGUCAGUUUAGUCAUCACAGCAAAUCGCAUUAUCGCAGAACGGAAUUUUUGGAAAGCAUGGGAAUUAAUUUGACUUUGCUUGUUCAAUUUGCAUCGCUUUGCUUGACUCUGCUCUUGUCCAAUCCAAGGAUUGGACAAGAGCAGAAUGUAUGGGAAUAGAAUGGAAUUACUUGGGUUUCUGACUAAAGUUGCCCACUAAUGUUCUUUAGACUUAUUUUUGACUUACUUGAACUAACGUUCUUAAAUUAUUUCGUAUUCACUUGCUUACUAGACAAUUGGGUUUCGUUUUGAUUCAGAGCACACUACGGGCAGUUCUGACGAAUCCAAUAGAAAGAAGUACGUAAACGCGGAUGGUAGUGGUCCCUGAAACAAAAGUAAAUCUUAACUGUCUUUCAAUAAAGUAAAACUGUUAAUGAAAUAACAAAAUAAAAAUUAAUGAACAUAAAAGAAAAAUCAUGCCGCGAUAUUCUGUAUCAACAUGCGGAGACUUAGAAUUUCCCUUCUUAUUCAGUCCGUUCCGCGCAAGGUUCAUAAAUAGACAGGUUGCAUGGUAACUUUCCACCAAUCAGCGUCGAGAAUCUAAUGGCGGGAGUGACGUCACCCAGAAUGCUGCAUUCAAAUUCAUUCACUUCACUCAUUGAAAUGAACUCGGAAAGUAGGAAUGUAUUGAAAAUGUGUAUAUUUAAAAAAAUACGUUUGGAUUUUUAAUGACUAUUUAUUUCAUAUAUUCUUUAAAAAAAUGUGGUAGAUACCUGUAGAGUUACAAAAAUCAUAGAAUAUAAUUGCAAUUAAAUAUAUGCAGUAGAAUAGCAUUACUACUUAAUUAAAGCAGAAGGAGAUUCUUUCUUGUGUAUAUAUGGGACUAAAUCAUUCAAAUAUCCUAGGUAUAUUAAUAAUGGGUUGAAUACAAUUUACUUUUUUUAAAUGAUUUUGAGUAGGUAUAUAAUAAUUUUGAAUUGGGGAUAAUUAGUACAUUAUUAUAAAUUCCUCCUAACAUGUAAACCAUGGUGAAAAAGAGAUUUAACUAAAGAUUUAUGUAUCAAAAUUAGUAGUUUUUCCCUUAAGUUUAACAUAAGAGCAUCUGAUUACGUUAGGUACUGGAUUAUAAUAUCUAAAACUAUUAAAAAAUUAUGAUUCCAUUCAAUAUAGGUACCUGUGAAGUUUUACAUUAACAGUAAAUUAUAAAAAAAUACAAUUUCAGUGCAAUAAAGGGAAUUUUCCCCAUUUUAUAUAUUCAUUUAAUUUAUAAUUGUUUAUUCAAACUAUCUUCAGACAGCUGCAAUAUUGGUUAUAAUUUUAUAUGAAAGAAUUACAUAUAAUAGAUCUAUUAUCUAUAGACUUAAUUAGAUAUAUUGUUCAAUAAGUCUAAGCAGAUUGUAACCUACACAGAUGAUGUAAACUUGAUGUGAAGAACCGCAAGAGACAUUACAGAACUGUAAUGUCUCUAUACAAGAAUGUCCUUUACUAUACAAUACAGCAGAAAGAAAAUCCAGUAAGUAAGUAGGUACUUAAUACAACCACAUUAAAAUGUAUCUUAACACUUAUAAAAGAGUUUUGGGUUUAAGUUAUUAUAUUAAAAACACUUAAUGAUAUCUAUAGAUACAUUAUAUCUCAAGAUAUAAACACAAAUUAAAACACUAACGAUAUUUAAUAACCAAAUAUAGCCUCCAGACCACGUAUCCUAUUAUAUUUACAAACAAUUCGUAAAAUUGAUCGUCUGGGUGACGUCACGAUGACAAUAUUUCAUUUGUCAAUGUCAAAGUUACCAUACAACCUAUGGUAUAGGGACCUUGCGUUCCGCGAUAAUAUCCGGCUUGCUAAACAAACGCUAUAUCAGAUACCUACCUAAUUAAAAAAUAUUAAAGUAGGUAUAUACAAUUAUUUUAGUUUUGUAUAAAUGUAUUAUAUAAUGAUCUUGUAUAAAGUCACAAACCGCCAAGUAAUUAGUGUGAUUUUUACUAAGUAUUUUUAAAUAUUCUAUAGUCUUUUAAGUUUUCUUUUGUAUUUUAUACUGUUUAAUUUCUCAUUAGAUGUAUUAUUGUUAAUAUAAAUCAAACAAUAUAAAAAUG
Molecule: messenger RNA, 14421 nt
Organism: Diabrotica virgifera virgifera (western corn rootworm)
Lineage: Eukaryota; Metazoa; Arthropoda; Insecta; Coleoptera; Chrysomelidae
Product: protein yellow
Exons: 4
Coding region: 258-1625 (455 amino acids)
Cellular component (GO): extracellular region
Source: RefSeq, a predicted model, not a curated record